Amphiprion ocellaris (clown anemonefish) is the source of this 2435-nucleotide messenger RNA. RefSeq names its product glycerol-3-phosphate acyltransferase 3 (gene gpat3). Gene Ontology annotation, biological process: triglyceride biosynthetic process. Gene Ontology annotation, cellular component: endoplasmic reticulum. The coding region runs from base 39 to 1565 and encodes 508 amino acids. Lineage: Eukaryota; Metazoa; Chordata; Actinopteri; Pomacentridae. Gene Ontology annotation, molecular function: glycerol-3-phosphate O-acyltransferase activity. The transcript is spliced from 12 exons. The record is from RefSeq and is a predicted model, not a curated record.
UUCUCACCACGUCCGAGUCGCUGUUCAGAUGCUGGAACAUGAGAGAAGCCAACACGGUACCGGACACCCGGACGGUAGGUUCCGCCAUGCUGCUUGUUGACACGGGUCUGGAGCCCCGAGGCGGGUCAGAGAGCCGCAGAAUCACCGCAGUGAAAAUCCUGCGUUUCUCCUGCGCAGCCCGUCACGGGGCACCGGAGGGGCGGAGCUUCAGAAGCCGCCUGCCUCGACUCGUGUCCGGCCGCAGAGCAGCACUGGUCCCGCUGGAGGUCCGGAGGUCCGGAGGUCUGUCCGGGAGUCUGUCAGGUGAUGAUCUGACCUGCAGCUGUCCAGAUGGAGGACCUGUGGAGCGUCGCUGCGGCUGUUUUCCAGCUGUGGAUGUUCGUGGUCGUCUUCCUCAUCAUGCUGCCCGCCAUGUUCGGCCUGUCGCUGGGCGUCACCGGCGUCUACAUCCAGGUCCUGGUCAAAAUCCUCGAGGGAUCAUCGAGCGGGCCAGUGGUUCCAUGCAGGAGGUUCUGGGGCAGCAGUUUGCUCUGAGCGACGUCUUGUUCUUCUGUAAGAAAGGUCUGGAGAGCAUCGUGGACGACCAGGUGACGCAGCGCUUCUCCUCCGAGGAACUGGCCUCCUGGAACCUGCUGACCAGAACCAACCAGAACUUCCGCUACAUCAGCCUCCGGCUCACCAUCAUCUGGGGCGUCGGCGUCUUCAUCCGCUACGGCGUCCUCUUCCCCCUCAGGUUCACUCUGGCCAUCAUCGGUCUGUCCUGGCUGGUCAUUGGAACCACGCUGGUCGGAUUUCUUCCUGACAGCAGUGUGAAGAACUGGCUGAGUGAACUGGUCCAUCUGACCUGCUACCGGAUCUGUGCCAGAGGACUGUCGGCCACUGUCCACUACCACAACAAGGAGAACCGGCCUCAGAAAGGAGGCAUCUGCGUGGCCAACCACACCACCCCCAUCGACGUGGUCAUCCUGGCCAACGACGGCUGCUACGCCAUGGUGGGGCAGGUCCACGGAGGGCUGCUGGGUGUCAUCCAGAGGUCCAUGGUCCGGUCCUGUCCUCACGUCUGGUUCGAGAGGUCCGAGAUGAAGGACCGGCACGCCGUCACCAGCAGACUCAGAGCUCAUGUUGCUGCUAAAACUAAACUUCCAAUUCUGAUCUUUCCUGAAGGAACCUGCAUCAACAACACGUCCGUCAUGAUGUUCAAGAAGGGAAGCUUUGAGAUCGGAGGGACCAUUUAUCCCGUUGCCAUCAAGUAUGAUCCUCGCUUCGGAGACGCCUUCUGGAACAGCAGCAAGUUCAACAUGGUCAACUACCUGCUGAGGAUGAUGACCAGCUGGGCCAUCGUUGUCAACGUGUGGUACCUGCCACCUAUGACCCUCCAGGAUGGAGAAGAUGCAGCUCAGUUCGCCAACAGAGUGAAAUCUGCCAUCGCUCAUCAGGGAGGACUGCUGGAUCUGGACUGGGACGGAGGCCUGAAGAGAGGGAAGGUGAAGGAUUCGUUCAAAGAGGAGCAGCAGAAGAUGUACAGCAGCCUCAUCGUGGGACACAACGGGAUCAAUAAUCUAUAAUCAAAAUCUAUAAUGAAGCUGAAUCUAUGGUUUUCUACUUCCUGUUUCUACCAGAUUAAAGCUGAGUUUUAACUGCAGCAGCAGGCUUCCACCAGCAGGAGGCGCCAUGACUCCAUAAAGCUGCUGCUCUUCUUCUUCUGUUCCACUAAACCAGGUUUCAUUCACAGGAAAACUUUAUUUUCCUUCAGCUGCAGAAUCAAAGAGCAGGAAAUGAAUCUUUAACUUUCAUUUAUCUCCGAUCAGCUCCAGGAUUCUGUCGUCUUUAGUCUGAUUUUAUUAAAACAUCAGAUUAUUUUUAUACGUUUUCAGCUUUUUUCUCUCAUAAAUCUUAGAGAACAUCCACAAUUUGUCUCUUUAUUUCUCACAUUAUUGUCAGAGUUUUUCCACUAAAUUUGUGGCCUAAAUAUAGAAAAUAUGAAAAUUAUUAGAUUGCAAAUGUGUGACUUCAAUCUCAGAAAACAUCUGAUUUUUAUGUCAAUUUGUGAAUUUCAUUUUUAAAAAUGUUUAUUUUUUUCUCCUAAAUUUCCAACUUUAACAUCAGACAAUUUAUUUUCUCAUAAAUUUGUGACUAAAAUAAAAAAUAAAAAUUUUCAGUUUGUCUCCUACAUUCUGACAUUUUUAUUUUUUCCAAUAAAUUGGUGGCUUUAAAAAAAAAGAAUUUUUGUGUAUCUCAGAGAAUAGAAAAGGUUUUUACAUUCCACAUCUUCUUUUAAAGAUCAAGUUUUGUUUGUUUUUUUUUUUAACAGUAUUUUUUUCUCCAGCGCUGGUGUCCAACCCGUGGCUCGAGGCCCUCUCAGGGCUGCAAACACUGCAAAUAAUUUCAUCUGUUUCCUGUUUCUAGAAGAAAAAUAAAAACAUCUGAAGAUCAAA